AUAAUUGACGCAUCCGAAGUCGCAGCCCGACCACAAUAUUGUGACACAGACAGACAAGAUCUCACUAUGACGACGCCGAAGGCCAAAAAAGUUGAGAGCCUCUUUACGGCCUCUUCGGCUGAUUUGAGCCCAUGUCCUUUUGAUCGAAGAAAACACGUUGGAUUGUGCGUGAUCUUCUUCCGCGUCCCUAACAUCUGCUCGAUUUGUAUUGAUCUUGGCUCUUCCCUGAUGUUGCAAAAUAUAUAACAGCGCACGCUUUUCGUUAAUGGACCGUCCGUUGGAAUUUCAGCGCCUGUAUAAGCUUUGACCAUACAACACCCCCCCACCCUCAUCCUCCCACUUCAUUCAUCAUGCCUAGUCCUCGUCGCUCAGGAGGAGCUCCUCCCUCUGCCUUCCGCGUUAACUUCGACCCAUACCGAACGGAAAUCCCAGCGCUGAACAACUCAAGCAACGCUACAUCAGAUCCAUUCUCUUCAACGAUACAUACCGGUUCUUACUACAAUCUCACUCUCUGGAACCAGAACAGAGAGGAAGACCAGAGGAGCUUUCUGUUCAUGCAAGAUGAAGGCGGCGUGCCCCCCCCUCGCAUUCGCCGACCAAGGACCCUCGAUCGUUCCACCGGUAGCUACCAGAAGUCCAAGUUAAGCCAAUGUACGAGCAUGGAUGAUACCUCCUCAGAACGAGGGCAUUGUGGGGGUAGCCGAUUCAGCGACUCGAACGAGGCCGAUGAGUCAUUUAUGUCAUUACGAACCAAUCACCAAUUCUUCACGCGCUCACCGUCAAGUUUCUCAUGUCGAAGCCAGAAAUGGGCUCCUCGGUGGCUUCGAAGGGUGUUUUCACGGAAGCGUUCGCCUGCUGUCCAUCAUUAGAUGGAACGGAGCCAUGUUAAGCACCGAUACCCCCCAGAACGCCAAACGCCCUCAAUACCAUUUUCAUCAAGUCUAUACCCUACAACAUGCCCUUUAAACGUUGUCGACGACCCAAU
Molecule: messenger RNA, 985 nt
Organism: Guyanagaster necrorhizus
Lineage: Eukaryota; Fungi; Basidiomycota; Agaricomycetes; Agaricales; Physalacriaceae
Exons: 5
Coding region: 351-869 (172 amino acids)
Source: RefSeq, a predicted model, not a curated record